UGGAGCAGUUGGUGCGAAAGUGAAAGGAUUACGGCAUGCAGCGUUGGAUUGUCUUUGCAGCCUGCUGCUGGUGGCUGGCAGCAUCCGGUCAGGCGUUGGAGAGUGUGUUCGGAGCCUAUAACCUGGAGCUGGAGUUCCCGUCGCCGCAUGAAAGGCAGCGAGCGCUGAGCGAGGGCCUCUACGACCCGGGCAGCGUUAUUCCCAUCGAUGUGGAUGUUUACUACAAGCAUGGCGAUGCCACGCCCUCGAUAUUCGUGACCAUUCCGCGCUUCGCCAAGGGUGUUCCCUACUCCCUGGCCUAUGUCACCAACGAAAUGCGCCCGAACGGAACGCUCCUGCAGGCCUAUCCCAGCUACGAGUGGCACAAAUCCCACGGUGCCGACUGCAAUGGCCUGACAUCCGUUUACCGCACCCAGAUCGACGAGUGCGGCCGGAUGUGGAUCCUGGACAGUGGCGAGAUCGACUUCAUCCAGCACUGCCCGCCGCAGCUGUACGCCAUUGACUUGGAGAGCGGGAAGGUGGUGCACCAGUACAAGAUGCCCAAGCGGCUGUACAAGGAGGGAGUCAGUCGCUUCGUGACGCCCACCGUGGAGCUGGAUGCCCACAACUGCGAUGUGGGAUUCGUGUACAUGGCCGACUCCAUUGGCCAUGGCAUUGUGGUGUACGACGUGGCCGCCCAGAAGUCGUGGCGGAUCGAGAACAAAUUCACGUACCCGCAUCCGGACUUCGGCACCUUCACCAUAGCCGGUGAGAGCUUUGAGCUGUGGGAUGGCACGGUGUCCACCAGUCUGACGCCCCACGGUUUGGGCGGCCGGCGCAUGAUGUACUUCCACUCGCUGUCCAACGAAUGGCAGAUGGCCAUCCCGCUGGACGUGAUCAACAAUGGCAGCAACUGGCGGCUGAACGACGUGAGUGCCGCCCUGGACCAGUUCCAGGUGCUGGGCAAGCGUGGCAGUCAGUGCGUGGGCACGGCCAUGAGUGAGUCCGGCUUCCUAAUCUGCGGCCUGGUCCAGCCACCGAGCCUCCUGGCCUGGAACAUCCGCACUGGCUACAGCCAUCAGAAUCUGGUUAUGCUGGUGGAGGACGAGCAGCGUCUGCAGUUCGCUAGCGGCCUGAAGAUCGUGCGGAAUCACGAGGGCAAGGAGGAGCUCUGGGUGCUGUCCAACCGGCUGCAGAAAGCUUUUGGAGCGGGUCUGGACUACAAGGAGAUCAACUUCCGCAUACAGAAGUGCGGGGUGCAAGAGCUGCUCGGCGGAAGGCCAUGCUAAUCUAUGUGCUGCUACUCAAUAAAGUUGAAAUACGAGGGUCUCAGAGUAAA
Molecule: messenger RNA, 1318 nt
Organism: Drosophila biarmipes
Lineage: Eukaryota; Metazoa; Arthropoda; Insecta; Diptera; Drosophilidae
Gene: yellow-d2
Product: protein yellow
Exons: 2
Coding region: 36-1268 (410 amino acids)
Cellular component (GO): extracellular region
Source: RefSeq, a predicted model, not a curated record